Messenger RNA from Camellia sinensis, 894 nucleotides. The record is from RefSeq and is a predicted model, not a curated record. Lineage: Eukaryota; Viridiplantae; Streptophyta; Magnoliopsida; Ericales; Theaceae.
AUGGCGAGUCAAUUUCCCCAUGGUGGAGGUUCUCCAGGCGCCGGAGGUGAUCCAUAUAUCAUGUCUCUGCCACCGAGGAUUCGCCCCUUUAUUCCCGAGAGGUACGACCCCUCGAUGCACAUCCUCCCGCGGGCAGUUUUCUAUCAUUUUACGGACAUCGAUGAUCGAGCCCCCGUGGAUUUGCUAUUGCGGGAGCCGGAGUCCCAUCUCUCCUAUCAGGAACGGGAGGUGUCUUCUCGUAUCACACGAGGGUAUGGCUCCAUUGUCGCGAGGGAGUGCUACGUAGAGCUUCCAGAGGCUGUCCGCGAUUGCACCAAGCAAAGGUGCAACUUUGACAUUCACAAGUCCGGCUUCGAAUUACCACAAAAGAUUCACCACAAAUCACAUCCCAAGCACGCUCUCACGCUUCUCUCAUCCCCGUCUUACAAAGAAUACAAUGAAUUCACCCGCAAUGCCUGUCGUGAAAUUGGCACUGGUUUUACCUACCACUAUAAAGACUGCAAGUUUGAUCUCCAUGUCAAGUGUGCUACAUUGCUCGAAACUGCGAAACGCAAAGAUCAUGAGCACCCGCUGAGUCUCUUGUAUUCAUCUCCAUACAAGAAAUCUGAAGAGGAUAGUUCCAAGGACUUGAUCUUCUACUGCGAUGUAUGCCAAAUCUCAGUCGAUGACAGCUGUUGGGUAUACUAUUGUCAAGACUGUGAUUAUGGUACUGACUUGCAUUGUGUGACUGCUGAGAAAAGACCAGAAGAAGAAGAAACAAAGGAAUAUUCAGCAGAAGAAGCAGUUGCCAAGGCUCAGCAACAUAUGCAAUUGCUUCAAAUUCAAAUGGAAAUGAGCAAACAAAAUGCAGAGUUUAUAAGUGGAAUCGCACAAAGUUUGUCCAACUUAGUUUAA